GUCUCCCUGGCCCGGGGCCAGCGUCCCAGCCCCCUCGCCGCCGCCGCGCCGCGCUCCCGCCAGGGAAAACAACUGCUCACUUCUCCCUGCGUCCGCCCCGCGCGCUCCCUGCUUCCCGGCGGCCGCGAGCCCAGCCCGGCCGGGGGAGGCGCGCAGGGGCCGGCCGCUGGCCUUCCUCCCCCUCGCUCCUCCUCUCCGCCUCGACUUGCUCUGGCCUCCUCGCUCCGGCCGCAGUUUGGGGCCUCCGCAGGCCCCCGGCCCGGCUAGUGGCUGGGCUCCUUCCCGGGCCGGUGGAAGUUUCUGGGCUCCCCGCAAUCCAGCCUCCAUCUCUCGCCUCUCACCGGGCCCCCGCCUGCUGUCCCCUGCCCGCGCGCUUCCUCCGUGCCUCUCCCUCCCUCGCUGCCCUCUCUACCCCUGUCCCGGGCCCCCGGCUUGCUCCCCGCCUCGGGCGCCGGGACCAUAGCCCCCGCCCGGGCGCGCCCCCCGGGUCCUGCGGCCCCGGAUGCCCGGGCCCCGCGGGGCUGCUGGCGGCCCGGCCCCUGAGAUGCGCGGGGCGGGGGCGGCGGGGCUGGCGCUGCUGCUGCUGCUGCUGCUGCUGGGCCCGGGCGGCGGGGCCGAGGGGGGGCCGGCGGGCGAGCGGGGCGCCGGCGGGGGCGGGGCGCUAGCCCGCGAGCGCUUCAAGGUGGUCUUUGCGCCCGUGAUCUGCAAGCGGACCUGUCUCAAGGGCCAGUGUCGGGACAGUUGUCAGCAGGGCUCCAACAUGACGCUCAUCGGAGAGAACGGCCACAGCACCGACACGCUCACGGGCUCCGGCUUCCGCGUGGUGGUGUGCCCUCUGCCCUGCAUGAACGGCGGCCAGUGCUCCUCCCGAAACCAGUGCCUGUGUCCCCCGGACUUCACCGGUCGCUUCUGCCAGGUGCCCGCUGGAGGAGCUGGCGGGGGCACCGGCGGCUCAGGCCCUGGGCUGGGCCGGGCCGGGGCCCUGUCCACAGGCGCGCUGCCGCCCCUGGCUCCGGAGGGCGAGUCUGUGGCCAGCAAGCACGCCAUCUACGCGGUCCAGGUGAUCGCCGAUCCGCCGGGGCCCGGGGAGGGGCCCCCGGCCCAGCACGCGGCCUUCCUGGUGCCCCUCGGGCCAGGCCAGAUCUCAGCGGAAGUGCAGGCCCCGCCCCCCGUGGUGAACGUGCGUGUCCACCACCCGCCCGAGGCCUCCGUCCAAGUGCACCGCAUCGAGGGGCCCAACGCUGAGGGCCCGGCCCCCUCCCAGCACCUGCUGCCGCACCCCAAGCCCCCGCACCCCCGGCCACCCACCCAGAAGCCCCUGGGCCGCUGCUUCCAGGACACGCUGCCCAAGCAGCCAUGUGGCAGCAAUCCCCUCCCUGGCCUCACCAAGCAGGAAGACUGCUGCGGGAGCAUCGGCACCGCCUGGGGCCAGAGCAAGUGCCACAAGUGCCCCCAGCUGCAGUACACAGGGGUGCAGAAGCCAGGCCCUGUACGUGGGGAGGUGGGCGCCGACUGCCCUCAGGGCUACAAGAGGCUCAACAGCACCCACUGCCAGGACAUCAACGAGUGCGCGAUGCCAGGCAUGUGUCGCCAUGGUGACUGCCUCAACAACCCUGGCUCCUAUCGCUGCGUCUGCCCACCUGGCCAUAGCUUGGGCCCCUCCCGCACACAGUGCAUUGCAGACAAGCCGGAGGAGAAGAGCCUGUGCUUCCGCCUCGUGAGCCCCGAGCACCAGUGCCAGCACCCGCUGACCACACGCCUCACCCGCCAGCUCUGCUGCUGCAGCGUCGGCAAGGCCUGGGGUGCCAGGUGCCAGCGGUGCCCGGCUGACGGCACCGCUGCCUUCAAGGAGAUCUGUCCAGCUGGGAAGGGGUACCACAUCCUCACCUCCCACCAGACACUCACCAUUCAGGGCGAAAGCGACUUUUCUCUUUUCCUGCACCCCGACGGGCCCCCCAAGCCUCAGCAGCUCCCUGAGAGCCCCAGCCGGGCACCGCCGCCUGAGGAUGCAGAGGAAGAGAGAGGGGUGAGCACAGACUCACCAGUGAUCGAGGAGCAGGCAGCGCAGCAGAGCCACCCGACCGCCACCACAUCUCCGGCCCGGCCCUACCCUGAGCUGAUCUCCCGGCCCUCGCCGCCCACCAUGCGCUGGUUCCUGCCCGAUUUGCCGCCGUCCCGCAGUGCCGUGGAGAUCGCCCCUACUCAAGUUACAGAGACAGACGAGUGCCGACUGAACCAGAACAUCUGUGGCCACGGAGAGUGCGUCCCGGGCCCCUCGGACUACUCCUGCCAUUGCAACCCGGGCUACCGGUCGCACCCGCAGCACCGCUACUGCGUGGACGUGAACGAGUGCGAGGCGGAGCCGUGCGGCGCCGGCAGGGGCAUCUGCAUGAACACGGGCGGCUCCUACAACUGCCACUGCAACCGCGGCUACCGCCUGCACGUGGGCGCCGGGGGGCGCUCGUGCGUGGACCUGAACGAGUGCGCCAAGCCCCACCUGUGCGGCGACGGCGGCUUCUGCCUCAACUUCCCCGGCCACUACAAGUGCAACUGCUACCCCGGCUACCGGCUCAAAGCCUCCCGACCGCCCGUGUGCGAAGACAUCGACGAGUGCCGGGACCCUAGCACCUGCCCGGAUAGCAGAUGCGAGAACAAACCUGGGAGCUUCAAGUGCAUUGCCUGUCAGCCCGGCUACCGCAGCCAGGGGGGCGGGGCCUGCCGCGACGUGAACGAGUGCGCCGAGGGGAACCCCUGCUCGCCCGGCUGGUGCGAGAACCUCCCGGGCUCCUUCCGCUGCACGUGCGCCCAGGGCUACGCGCCCGCGCCGGAUGGCCGCAGUUGCCUGGAUGUGGAUGAGUGUGAGACUGGCGACGUGUGUGACAACGGCAUCUGCACCAACACGCCAGGCUCCUUCCAGUGUCAGUGCCUCUCUGGCUACCAUCUGUCCAGGGACCGGAGCCGCUGUGAGGACAUUGACGAGUGUGACUUCCCUGCAGCCUGCAUUGGGGGCGACUGCAUCAACACCAAUGGCUCCUACCGAUGUCUCUGUCCCCAGGGACAUCGGCUGGUAGGCGGCAGGAAGUGCCAAGACAUAGAUGAGUGCAGCCAGGACCCGGGCCUCUGUCUGCCCCACGGGGCCUGCGAGAACCUGCAGGGCUCCUACGUGUGCGUCUGUGAUGAGGGCUUCACGCCCACCCAGGACCAGCAUGGCUGUGAGGAGGUGGAGCAGCCCCACCACAAGAAGGAGUGCUACCUUAACUUCGAUGACACGGUGUUCUGCGACAGUGUACUGGCCACCAAUGUCACCCAGCAGGAGUGCUGCUGCUCGCUGGGGGCUGGCUGGGGAGACCACUGCGAGAUCUAUCCCUGCCCAGUCUACAGCUCAGCUGAGUUCCACAGCCUCUGCCCGGACGGGAAGGGCUACACCCAGGACAACAACAUUGUCAACUACGGCAUCCCCGCCCACCGUGACAUCGACGAGUGCAUAUUGUUCGGGGCGGAGAUCUGCAAGGAGGGCAAGUGCGUGAAUACGCAGCCUGGCUACGAGUGCUACUGCAAGCAAGGCUUCUACUACGACGGCAACCUGCUGGAGUGCGUGGACGUGGACGAGUGCCUGGAUGAGUCCAACUGCCGGAACGGAGUGUGUGAGAACACGCGCGGCGGCUACCGCUGCGCCUGCACGCCCCCGGCCGAGUACAGCCCGGCGCAGCGCCAGUGUCUGAGCCCGGAGGAGAUGGACGUGGACGAGUGCCAGGACCCGGCAGCCUGCCGCCCUGGCCGCUGCGUCAACCUGCCGGGCUCCUACCGCUGCGAGUGCCGCCCGCCCUGGGUGCCCGGGCCCUCUGGCCGCGACUGCCAGCUCCCCGAGAGCCCGGCUGAGCGUGCCCCGGAGCGGCGGGACGUGUGCUGGGGCCAGCGCGGAGAGGACGGCAUGUGCGCCGGGCCCCUGGCCGGGCCCGCUCUCACCUUCGACGACUGCUGCUGUCGCCAGGGCCGCGGUUGGGGCGCCCAGUGCCGCCCGUGCCCGCCGCGCGGCGCCGGGUCCCAGUGCCCGACGUCGCAGAGUGAGAGCAAUUCCUUCUGGGACGCGAGCCCCCUGCUGCUGGGGAAGCCCCCGCGAGAAGAGGACAGCUCGGAGGAGGAUUCGGACGAGUGCCGCUGCGUGAGCGGCCGCUGCGUGCCGCGGCCCGGCGGCGCCGUGUGCGAGUGUCCCGGCGGCUUCCAGCUCGACGCCUCCCGCGCGCGCUGCGUCGACAUCGACGAGUGCCGAGAGCUGAACCAGCGCGGGCUGCUGUGCAAGAGCGAGCGCUGCGUGAACACGAGCGGUUCCUUCCGCUGCGUCUGCAAAGCUGGCUUCGCGCGCAGCCGCCCGCACGGGGCCUGCGUGCCCCAGCGCCGCCGCUGACGCCGCCCUCGGCCCGGACCUCGGCCGUCACCGUGGGGUUUCCGCCCGACACUCGGGGCGAGCUCGGCCUGUCGCUUCUGCCCCGACUCAGGGCUCGGACCCAGGCAGCCUCGGGCCCGCAGACCCCUUCCCGCGCCCCGUGCUCCGAGGGCGCCCAUACGGGCUCUGCCCAGUUCAGGGGCGGAUGUUGGGUCUCUGGCGCUGCCGGCCUUCCUCCCAGAGGGCGUUUCCUAGAAACUGAUAAAUCGGAUCGUGCCAGUUUACUCUUGGCUUUCGAAACAAAUUGAUGUUCACGUCUGUGGUGGGCACGGCCUCCGCAGGGCAGCGCCAGCCCCCAGCCUCCUCGGAGGGGCUACACUGAGCCCAGCACAGGGGGUGUGAAAUAGAAUUUAUUGUGGCUCUGAUUAUGUACACGUGAGAUGCGCCUGGCCAGGCCGGCCGGGCUCGCAUGGUUUGUACAAUAAAUACAUCCGCGGGGCCUGCUCUCCGCGGCCGGGAGCGCCCACAUGGGAGGUUCAGUCCA
Messenger RNA from Ceratotherium simum simum (southern white rhinoceros), 4928 nucleotides. It is a transcript of the gene LTBP3, whose product is annotated as latent transforming growth factor beta binding protein 3. The record is from RefSeq and is a predicted model, not a curated record. Gene Ontology annotation, molecular function: calcium ion binding. NCBI's taxonomy places the organism in Eukaryota, Metazoa, Chordata, Mammalia, Perissodactyla, Rhinocerotidae.